Messenger RNA from Portunus trituberculatus (swimming crab), 5214 nucleotides. RefSeq names its product protein dispatched-like (gene disp). Lineage: Eukaryota; Metazoa; Arthropoda; Malacostraca; Decapoda; Portunidae. Gene Ontology annotation, cellular component: membrane. The transcript has 13 exons. The record is from RefSeq and is a predicted model, not a curated record. Bases 397 to 4167 code for a protein of 1256 amino acids.
UACACUUCAGGCGGCGGCGGUCACAAGAAGAGGAAGAAAGAACACACCUGCGCCUCCCUCUCCUCACUUCACCUGGCUUCAACAUCGUCUCACCAGCACCUCAGCAUCCUACAGACACCUCCUCCUGACCUGCAUCACCAUCAAGCACUCCUAAAGUAGCGUCCUUGCAACACAAACCAGUAAACUGCAACACUAAUUUUCAAGAAUACCGUGUUACUUGGAGAGGAUAUAUUUCCUGGAGUGUUACCGCCCUCCACAGGCCUGGCGGGAGGAGGUGAGAAGGUCGUUGCGGCAGCGGUGGCAGCAGCAUCUGGGCGAGAGGAGGGGGAGGAGGAGGAGGAGGAAGAGGAAGGUCAUCAUGAAAACUCCUCUCAACAAACAGAGUCUCCUUCCAACAUGAUGUGGUAUGCACGACUGCUGUGUCACCACCCUUAUGCUGUACUGAGCAGUGUGGUAGUGGUGGUGGUGACUUGCCUGGUGCUCUCCCUCACAGCCCGGCCUCUGCCCUCCUUCACUGAUCCCUCCUUGGGGUUUGUGGCGCGAGGGACAACUGUGAGCCGCCGUGCUGUGGCAUGGGAGAACCUACUGGAUGCUUCACGUUACCAUGGUCCGCUUAGUGUGAACCCUUCAGGUGAUCCCCGGCUGAACCCACGACUAAGAGAACCUAAGAAGGAUGACGGCCCACCACCAAUCCAUCGGCAUAAGGUGUGCAUUGAGGUGACCCCCAAUGGCUCAGCAGUGGUCCCAAACUGUGCUGAGGAUAACAUGAGGAACAGUAGCCUGAACUCAAGCUCUCUGGAAGAUGAGAGUCAGAAAACACCCAUCUCUGACCUUACCAUCAUGGUCAACAAUGCUGUCAGGAGCGAGGAUGAGGCCUGGGCUGGGGAGGAGAGCCCAGUGGAAUACCAACUGCAGACUAAGUGGAAGGAAGAUAAUCAUCCAAAUCAUUCACACUUAGGAGAUGAUGGCUUUUUCUGUGCCCCUGUUGUGCCAGAGUAUGGAAGGGUCAUCCUGAAGAGCACUGUGCCAAGAACCACCCUUCUCACCUUGCGCCAUCUACAAGCCAUCUGUGAGCUGGAUGAGCGCCUGCGUUCCCUGUCAGAAUUUCAACCAAUCUGUGAAACAUGGAGUCCUGGUCGGUGCUGUCCCUCUUGGUCCUUGCCCAACUAUGUGGCACUUCUCUCUAAUCGCUCCUCUUGUCACAAAAUUGUGCAAGAGGAUGUGGAUAAGGUGCAUCGUCUUCUGCGUUGGUGCUCUCGUCACCUAGACCUGAUGCUGGAGGGCGGCUGCCAGGGGCCAAAUGGGUGUAACCAAGUGCCCAAGGAGUGCCUGAUGCAUGAUGCUAUGUACACCAUCCUACACUAUCUGAUUGAUGCAGCUUUCCUUAAUCCAGAGGUGCCUGACCCUGAUCACCCAGAACCCUUCAGGCUGUCAGAACCUCACCACAAACACCAGAAGCAGAUAUUGGAAGAGAGACUGAGCUUCACUGCACUGUUUUUACCCAUCGCGCGAGGCUCUCAGGCUCUUCCUUACUUUGAGGCUUUGCAGCAGCUGGACCUCACCCUCGAUAAUGUGACUGUGACAGCUGUGGACCUCGGUCUGAAGUACGCUCUUUUUGACAAACUGCUGCUGGCAAAUUCCUACCUGCUGGGUGUUGGUGGUGGAGUGGUGUUGUUCCUCAUGUGGUGCUACACUGGCUCCCUCUUCAUCACCCUCAUCACCAUCACCACCGUCGCCUGUGCCCUCAUCAUUGCCUACUUUAUGUACAUCUUCAUCUACGAGAUUGCCUUCUUCCCCUACAUGAAUGUGCUCACGACUGUCAUCGCUGUGGGCAUAGGUGCGGAUGACACUUUUGUGUAUUGCCGUGUGUGGACCCUGGCCAAGCAGGACAAGAACACAGGCACAAUGGUCAAGCUUGUGGCCGACACCUUCCAUCAUGCUGCUGCCUCCAUUGCCGUCACCUCCCUCACCACAGCUGCUGCCUUCCUUGCUUCCUGCGUCUCCCACAUUACUGCUAUCCGCUGCUUCAGCAUCUUUGCCGGGACAGUGGUGUUGGCCAACCUGUUGCUGAUGCUGACCUGGGUACCAGCGUGUGUUGUGGUGGCUGAGCGCUGGGGGGCUUCCACCUGCUGCCUGUGUGUACCCCCUGCCCCUGUUUAUGCCCCACAGCUGCCACCCCGCUGCUCUGUGCUGUGCUCCCUCCCCCUCAGGCUCUGCUACUUCUGUGCCGAGUCUGCUCGUGUGUUCUUUGAGAAGGUGUUGCCUUGGGUGGUGAUCAAGCUGAGAUACUUAUGGGUAGUAAUACUAGGCAGUUUGGCAGUGUGCAGCGCUCUUGUUGUCUUCUAUUACCCUGGCCUGCAGCUCCCAGACUCACAGGAGUUCCAGCUUUUCUCUCGGGAUCAUGUAUUUGAGCAAUAUGACCUAGAAUACAAGUACAAAUUCUGGUUUGAACGCAACCUUCGGAAAGAUGUGGUCAACCGCCUGCCAGUGAGGGUGGUGUGGGGUAUCCAGGCAGUGGACAACGGAGACCACCUCAAUCCUGCCUCCAAGGGUUCCCUAGUGUUUGAUGAGGAGUUUGACAUGGCCCAUCCAGAGUCGCAGGAGUGGCUGCAUGGUUUCUGCCGGGAGCUGCGUAACCAGAGUUUCUAUUUGCCCACCCUGGGACCCCUCCUGCCUAACUGCUUCAUUGACACCUUCAAGCUGUGGAUGGAAGAACGAAAGUGUCAGGACCCCAUCAAUGGGGUGAACCGAUAUCCGUGCUGCAAGGAUUCUGCCUUCCCUUACUCUCGGUAUGUGUUUGACCAGUGCAUCCAUGAGGGCAUCAAGGCUCUUUACCAGACCCCACGGGAGUAUUUCAUUCCUGGUGUGGCCGGGCCAAAGUUCAGCCGGGACACAGGCAAGGUGGUGGCAGUGGUGGUGGAGUAUGAUAGUAACAUGCUGUGGUCUCUCUCCUACACUGCCAUGCAGGAGUUCUUUCAAAAGGUGGACUCUUGGGUACAAGCACAGAUGAAGGAGGCACCAUAUGGAAUGCGAGGCGGCUGGUUCACAUCCUAUAUGGAGUUCUAUGACGUGCAGCACUCACUGUCUGUGGGGACAGGUGUAGCAGUGGCUGUGGCAGUAGGGGUGAGCCUAGCUGUGCUGGUAUUCACCACUCUUAACGUGGUGGUGAGUCUUCUUGCAGUGGUAAGUGUGGGUGCCGUCAUCUUGGUGACCUUGGCAUCCCUGGUGCUGCUGGGUUGGCGACUCAAUGUGCUGGAGAGUGUGACAGUUAGUGUGGCCAUUGGCCUAGCUGUAGACCUCACCCUGCACUAUGGUGUAGCAUAUAGACUCUCUCCUGAGGCUGAACGUGAGGCAGCUGUCACAUGGGCCAUUGGUCGCCUGGGCAGUCCGGUGUUCAUGGCUGCUGCUACCUCCCUGGCUGCUGGGGUGGCUAUGCUGCCGGCCAAUGUGCUGGCCUAUGUACACAUCGGGACCUUCUUGACAGUGAUCACCUCUGUCUCUUACGUGUACGCCACACUCUUCUACCUCCCUCUGUUGCGCAUCUUUGGCCCAGAGUCUGGUUGUGGCCAGCUGUCAUGCCCCAAGCUGUGCUUAUGUUCUUGUUGUGGCCCAAGCAAUCAGCAACAUGUGGAUAAGACAGUGUACCAACAAGCCUACAUGAGUGAGUCCACGUUGUCCACUUCCAGCACAUCCUGCCCACCACCCCAGACUCACCCGUCCUCGGACACCCACGAGCUGGAGCCGCUGACGGCCAUGAGGCUCGCUGGUCGAGCCCGGAUGGUGCAUACGCCAGCCCGGCACAAGGUGGGGCUGGCUGAACCAGCUGCUCCACCUGAAGCCGUUGCCAAUCACACCACACCCAACCCUGAGGCUGGAGCAUCCUCUGGGAUUGGACGCGCUGCCCGGUCUGGAUCUUUAUCUUCCUCUGUCAGUGGUCGAGACCAUUCGACCUUCAUCCCCCGUAAGGUAUCCCUGCCCUCACCUGGAGGAGCAGUGAGUGAGGGAGGAGAACCCUCCCCCAGGCACAGUGUGGCUCCAGCCUCCUCAGCCACCACCAUCCUUUACUCUGAGCCAGAUACUGACUAUGGCCAACAGAACCACCACCCUCAGGAUGGCAGUGUGGCUCUGGGGUCAGCCAUGAUGGAGGCUGGGGCUGUGGUGGCAUGAGAGGGCUGGGGAAGGUGGUGCUAGGUUGAGGCUGUCAUUGUGAUAACAUGUUGCUCAUUUCUCUUGUGUUGUGGUAUGGUGGUGUGUUGGCAAGGAAAGCUCUGCCUUGAGGGGGCAGCUGUACCUGCCACGGUGCAGCUGGUGAUACAAGUGUGUUGUUGCUGCACCAGGCAGGUAUGUAACAUUUGGUAUCAUAUAUACAUAGAUAUAGAGGUAUUAUAUACACAUGUUUGAUGUUGUUGUAGAAUGUGUGUGUGUGUGUGUGUGUGUGUGUGUGUGUGUGUGUGUGUGUGUGUGUGUGUGUGUGUGUGUGUGUGUUAAGACUUGUGAAUGAAGAACAAAAAUAUUUCGUUUUGUGAAUUGUUAAAGAUUGAAUUUCAUUAGUGAUGAAGAUGGCUUUUAUAUCAUAUAAAACAAUCUGUUGUAAUUUUUAUGAAAAAGCAGCUUUCUGUAAUUGUAGAUACCAGAGCAGUCCUAUAAUUUUUAAAACCGGCACUUAUAUUAUUAGAAUUAAGUUUGAUAACAAUAUUCUAAGAGUUUAUUUGUUAAUUUGUUCAUACAUUUCACUGAGUGGUUGGCGUCAGUUUUCCUAGCAGGACAUUUGCCUCCAAGGUUAGCUGAGCACAUUUGUAGAGCCACUUGUCAAACCAGUCAUUGUGUCCUGUCUCAGUAGCUCACUUAUCUGCCUGCCUUGUGCACUGCUUCAUUGGAACCUUGGCGUUUCCCUGGCCCCUCACAGCCAGACGGAAGUAGUGUUGACGCAACGCAUAACGACCAAGUUUUAAAGUGACUUAUUGUGUACCUGUGUUGUUACUGUUUUGGUGUGCUGAAGUGAGUUGACAAUGUGUUGUUUAGAGUGACAGCUUUUUUUAAAUGUGGUGAUGUUGCAUAGUGCAUUUUUUUACAGAAUAGUAACUCCUUGAUCAGCAUUUUUCUUAUUAUUUGCAAGUCAUGACCAAAAGACCCACUAGAGCUGCCAAGACUUAAUCUGAAGGUGUGUUCAUGAUGGAUAAGUUUUGUCAAUUUGUAAAAAGAAGAGAAAGAAAA